AUGGGUUCUCUUGGCAUCACUGUGGAUGCUGUUCCCACUAGCAAGCUGGCCAACGCCAAGUCAACCGCAGAUAUUCAGGUUCAGGUCAAGUCAGCCGACAUGGCUGACGAUGCGCCUACUGCAGAGUAUAAAAUCAUUGAAGAACCUAGCAGAACUAAACGGCAAUUGCGUGUUCUCUGCGUCGGUGCUGGGGCAAGCGCCAUCAACUUUGCUCACGAGGUGCAGGAGAGUAACCUGGAUCUGGAUCUUGUCUGCUACGAAAAGAAUCCCUCCAUUGGUGGUACCUGGUACGAGAACAAGUACCCUGGCUGCGGCUGCGACAUUCCAUCAGUAAACUAUCAACUGUCCUGGGCGCCUUCGACAAAAUGGUCCUCCUUCUACUCAAGCGCAUCAGAGAUUUUGGCUUACUUUCAAAACAUCGUCGACAAGUAUGGCCUCAUGCGCUACAUCAAGUUGUCACAUCGUGUCGUCGGGGCAUUUUGGAAUGAAGAGGAAAAAAUGUGGCACGUAAAGAUCCAACGGGGAGACGAUCCAAAUGAUGUCAUUGAGGAUAAGGCGCAUGUUUUCAUCAAUGCCACCGGCGUUCUCAACAAGUGGAAAUGGCCUGCCAUCAAGGGUCGUGAGCUGUUCCAGGGCCCCAUGCUGCAUAGUGCCAACUGGGACUACUCGGUUGACCUCAAGGGAAAGAAAGUGGGAGUCAUUGGUUCGGGCUCGUCAGCAGUUCAAAUUGUGCCCAGUAUUCAACCGAUUGUUGGCGAGAUGGAGUGUUUCAUUCGCAGCCCCGGCUGGGUGACGGCUGGCUUUGGCCAAAGAUUUGCAGGCAAGAAUGGGAGCAACUUUACAUAUUCGGAGAAACAAAAGACGAUCUUGGCCGAGAAUCCCCAAAAGUAUCUCGCCUAUCGCAAAAAGAUUGAGUCCGAGCUCAACUCGCGAUUCCGCUUCAUCUUGAAUGGAUCCCAGGAGCAAAUGGACGCCCGAGCAUUUGCGGAGAAGGAGAUGCGUCGCAAGCUUGCCUCCAAGCCCGAGAUUGCUGACCUUAUUGUCCCCAAGAACUUUGCUGUUGGAUGCCGCCGCCCGACCCCUGGCAACGGCUAUCUCGAAGCCCUGUGCGAGGAAAAUGUCACGGUUGUGCCUACAGCCAUCCAGGAGAUCACACCAAAGGGCGUUCUUACCACUGAUGGCGUUGAGCAUGAGUUCGACGUCAUCGUUUGCGCCACAGGCUUUGAUGUUAGCUGGAAGCCAGCCUAUCCCACCAUUGGUCGAGACCAGAAGAGUCUCAGCGACGAGUGGCACAGCCAGCCCAGCACUUACUUAUCCAUCACGGUUCCUCACUUCCCCAACUACUUGAUCUUUAACGGGCCCUAUGGACCCUAUGGUCACGGUAGUUUCCUUCCCAUUACGGAGCUUCUGGCCAAACAUUUUGUAAAAAUCCUGGACAAGAUGUCUUCUGAGGGGGUUACUUCAUUCGACCCAAAACAGGAAGCUGUCGAUGACUUCAUUCAGCACCGCCGCCAGUUUCUCCCACGUACCGCAUGGUCAUCUCCAUGUAGAUCCUGGUUCAAGCAAGGCACCGUUGACGGUGAAAUCAUGAUGUGGCCCGGCUCUCGUAUCCACUUUUUUGAGACUAUGGAAAACCCGCGUUGGGAGGACUAUAAUCUCAGCUACACAACAAGCAACCGUUUUGGCUAUUUUGGAAAUGGCUUCGCUGCCCGAGAGUUUAGUGGGCAGGAUUUGAGUUGGUAUUUGGGCAUGCUGGAGGGCGGUGACAUGCAGCCAGAGCUGCCCGAUGAGGAUUUCCUUGACUUCAUGGUCCAAUCAGCGGAAUAA
Molecule: messenger RNA, 1827 nt
Organism: Pestalotiopsis fici W106-1
Lineage: Eukaryota; Fungi; Ascomycota; Sordariomycetes; Amphisphaeriales; Sporocadaceae
Exons: 4
Coding region: 1-1827 (608 amino acids)
Molecular function (GO): NADP binding; flavin adenine dinucleotide binding
Source: RefSeq, a predicted model, not a curated record